Molecule: messenger RNA, 1704 nt
Organism: Lottia gigantea (owl limpet)
Lineage: Eukaryota; Metazoa; Mollusca; Gastropoda; Lottiidae
Exons: 12
Coding region: 1-1704 (567 amino acids)
Biological process (GO): regulation of telomere maintenance via telomere lengthening; telomere capping
Cellular component (GO): shelterin complex
Molecular function (GO): telomeric repeat DNA binding
Source: RefSeq, a predicted model, not a curated record
AUGCCUGUUAUCACAGAGAAUAUAAAGUUAUUAAAGGCAAGUCAUAAAAAAAUUUGUAAAAGACAUGCCGAUGUAGUUAAUAUAUCAGAUUAUCUCAAUGUUCCACACAUCAGGCUAGCUACUGCUCUCUUGCACCACACUGUUGACAAGAAUGUAAUGGAGUUAUUUCCCUUGGCUUUAGAAUUUGUCGAAGAGAUAUAUGAAUUGCUAGGUUCUGUAAUAUCGUUUCAUGUGUAUGCUAAACUGUUAUGUGGUAUAAAAAUGCAGAUAUUAUUAGAUGUCCUACAGAGAGGUCAGACUGUCACAGCAUUGGCCAAAUUAAAUGAAUAUUUUCCAAGAAUGGGAAUCAGAAAUUCUAUUGCAACAAGCAAAGAGUUAAGCAGACUUAAUAAACAUAUUUCAAAUUUUCGCAAGUUUUUCCUACCUCUAUUAGCCAAUAAGAAACAGAGAAAUUAUUAUUUUACCAAUGAAUAUGAAGAGGAAUAUGGAGAAGGUUAUUUAUGUGGUUUACAAAGAAGUGCUUAUAAAUUUGUCAAUAGAGUUGAUGAACAAUUACCAAAACCAAAAAUUCAAAAGAUUUUGGAGAGGGGUGCACAAUAUUUCAAUGGAUUUUCGUCAUCAGAAGUAGCUUAUGAAAUAUUGUUAGACUACUGUGUUAAUCAGACAUCAUUGAGUUGUGAAGACAUGUUAGAUAUAUUAACAUCAAUAUCACCUUUAUAUACACAAGAUAUAGUUUAUACUGAACAUAAUGAUACCUCACUCAGUUCAAGUAUUUAUGAGAAAGAAAAUGAUUAUAUUUUCAGUAAUUCUUCUGACAUAUUGAUUCUUUCAAAUACAUCACUAUCAAUAUCAGAGAGCAAAGAGAAUUCAACUACAGGUGGUAAAAGUUUUACUCAGUUAAAAGAUUUAAAUGGAAAAUGUUCCCCGGUCAAUAAUGAUAGUGAUAUUGGUGGAUUGAAAAGAAAAGCAGAUGAAAAUGUUCCAGCAUCUGGUAGUAAAAGAAAACAAUAUAGAUUUAAAAAGGGGAAACAUAAAGUACACCAUUCCAGGGAACAUGUGGUUAACCAUUCUGAAAACGUUGCUGAACUGGUUGAGAUGCCUUUUAGGUAUAAUUCAAGAGAAAAUGGAGACCAUGAUUUAUAUUCAAAUAAUAGUUUACAAACAUCAACUAGUUUUACUGAGUGUGACCUAUUAGUUCGUACAUCAUUAGAGAUGGUGGAAAAAGAAGCAAUAGAGGAAGGGUUAUUAUCUAAAGAUGAUAUAACUAAUAGUAGUGAUAAAACUGAUGAUGAUAGUGUGACUAAUGUUGAUGAUAUACCUAUAACUUCUGAUGAGGACAAUCUGGUUAUACAGAGUUCUAUUUGCCCUGAGAGUUCUGUUUGCUCUGAGGUAAGUAUAAUAACUGAUAUAAAUGAUAUACCUAAAACUUCUAAUGAGGACAACCUGGUUAUACAGAGUACUAUUUGCCCUGAGGUAAGUAUAAUAACUGAUAUAAAUGAUAUACCUAAAACUUCUAAUGAGGACAACCUGGUUAUACAGAGUUCUAUUUGGUCUGAGAAUACUGAUAGUGAAGAUAUAUUACUUGAUGUAUCCAAAAGUAUAAAAGAUCAGAGAAAAUAUUGUGGAUUAAAUCCUGAAAUUAAAUUGGUUUAUGAUAUAACUUUAUCUGACAAUGAAGAUGCUGCUUACAAGAUUUUUACUUGA